Messenger RNA from Ahaetulla prasina, 2507 nucleotides. It is a transcript of the gene LSS, whose product is annotated as lanosterol synthase. Gene Ontology annotation, cellular component: lipid droplet. Bases 74 to 2353 code for a protein of 759 amino acids. Gene Ontology annotation, biological process: cholesterol biosynthetic process; triterpenoid biosynthetic process. Lineage: Eukaryota; Metazoa; Chordata; Lepidosauria; Squamata; Colubridae. Gene Ontology annotation, molecular function: lanosterol synthase activity. The record is from RefSeq and is a predicted model, not a curated record. The transcript has 22 exons.
CUGGCUGUAUUUUAUUUUAUGCCGGUCUUUGUGCUACUGCCUGCAGGCUUCAACCUUAGCUCAGAGUGGCAGGAUGGAUGGGACAUAUUUACGGAGAAGAGGAGGCCCAUAUAAGACAGAACCAGCCACAGACUUAACCCGCUGGCGUUUGAGUAAUGAAGAAGGUCGGCAGCAAUGGCGAUAUCUAGCAGAUGGCGAGGGUGUGGAGCGGGAGCAGACUGCACUGGAGGCUCAUUCUCUAGGGCUGGACACAACUAAAGUCUUCCCAAUCUUGCCUACAGCCUGCACUGCAGAGGAGGCAGCACUAAAUGGGAUGAAAUUUUUCUCAGGCCUACAAGCAGAGGAUGGUCAUUGGGCUGAGGAUUAUGGAGGACCUCUCUUUCUGUUGCCAGGACUUCUGAUUGUGUGCCAUGUUGCUAAGAUUCCACUCCCAGAAGAAAGUAAGAAGGAGAUGGUGCGCUAUCUGCGUUCAGUGCAACUCCCAGAUGGAGGAUGGGGCCUACACAUUGAGGACUUGUCUAAGGUAUUUUCGACUGCUCUGAACUAUACAGCCAUGCGUAUUCUUGGAGUCAGCGCUGAUGAUCCAGACUUAGUGAAAGCUCGAAAUAACCUCCACAGCAAAGGUGGUGCUGUAGGAGUCGCUUCCUGGGGUAAAUUUUGGCUGGCUGUCUUGAAUGUCUACAGUUGGGAAGGAAUGAAUACGUUGCUUCCUGAGAUGUGGCUGUUUCCUUCAUGGAUGCCAGCUAACCCUUCCACACUUUGGUGUCACUGCCGCCAGGUUUACCUGCCAAUGGCCUACUGCUAUGCUGUCCGCCUCACUGGAGAAGAAGAUGAACUUAUCUUAAGCCUUCGACAGGAACUCUAUGUACAAGAUUACAACAGUAUUGACUGGCCAGCACAAAAAAAUAAUAUUGCUUCUGGGGAUUUAUACACACCACAUAGCUGGCUACUGAAAGUGAUCUAUGCAAUAGCUAAUAUCUAUGAGCAAUUCCACAUCAAAAAAUUGAGACAACGAGCCAUAGAGGAAUUAUAUGAUCAUAUCAAGGCUGAUGACCAAUUUACCAAGUUCAUCAGCAUUGGCCCUAUAUCUAAAACAAUUAACAUGCUAGUGUGCUGGCAUAUCGAAGGAGAGAAGUCUCCCGCAUUCCAGGGACAUGUUUCUAGAAUCUCUGACUAUCUCUGGCUGGGUCUGGAUGGCAUGAAGAUGCAGGGCACCAAUGGAUCACAGGUUUGGGAUACAGCAUUUGCUGUUCAAGCUUUUCUGGAGGCUGGUGCCCAGGAGAAGCCUGAAUUUGACAGCUGUCUGAUAUUUGCACAUCAGCAUUUCAGAAUCGCACAGAUUCCAGAUAAUCCACCUAAUUAUGAAAAGUACUACCGUCAGAUGAACAAGGGUGGAUUUCCCUUCAGUACUCGUGACUGUGGCUGGAUUGUUGCUGACUGUACUGCAGAAGGUCUGAAAUCUGUGAUACUGUUACAGGAAAAGUGCCCAUUCAUCAAGGAACACAUCCCCCCCAGUCGUCUCUUUGAUGCUGUAAAUGUGCUGCUAAACAUGCAGAAUGCUGAUGGUGGCUUUUCAACCUACGAAACCAUGCGCGGGGGCUGGUUGCUGGAGCUGUUGAAUCCUUCAGAGGUAUUUGGUGAUAUCAUGGUUGACUAUACAUAUGUGGAAUGUACCUCAGCUGUGAUGCAGGCGCUGAAGUAUUUCCACAAGUGCUUCCCGGAACACAGAAGCCUGGAAAUCAGAGAGAUACUGCAAAAGGGCUUGAGGUAUUGUCAGAAAAAGCAGAGAGCUGAUGGAUCCUGGGAAGGAAGCUGGGGUGUGUGCUUCACUUACGGCACAUGGUUUGGAUUGGAAGCAUAUGCUUGUAUGCAGCAGACGUACUGUGGUGGGGUGGCCUGUCAGGCAGUGUCCCGGGCUUGUGAGUUCUUAGUCUCCAAGCAGAUGGAGGAUGGUGGUUGGGGAGAGGACUUUGAGUCUUGUGAACAACGCAGAUAUGUCCAGAGCACUGCAUCGCAGGUCCACAACACCUGUUGGGCUCUCUUGGGACUCAUGGCUGCUAGGUACCCAGAUGUCCGAGUUCUGGAAAAGGGAAUUAAACUAUUGAUUGAAAAACAGCUACCUAAUGGGGACUGGCCUCAGGAGAAUAUUGCGGGUGUAUUCAACAAGACUUGUGCUAUCAGCUACAGCUCCUAUCGAAAUGUCUUCCCCAUCUGGACCCUGGGGCGCUUUUCUUCCCUAUAUCCUGCCAGCCCCUUUUCAGGCAAAUGCUCAACAAAGGCAAUAAGAAAUGGGAGGAAAGAACUGGCUGCAGAAAUGACCAACGGACAUAGUUUAGGAUUUGCUGCUUCGUAAAUGAGGGGCUUGUAACCAAUCUUGAGGGAACACCCUACCUGUCUAUCUGAGGUUCUUUUUGAGGCAGUAACUUGAGGCCAGUCAAGGGACUCUUUUCCAAGGAACCAGUGAAGAGUGAAGUUAGUGAAACCCUGCUGCUGCCUUGUUGGUUGUU